Akanthomyces muscarius is the source of this 3768-nucleotide messenger RNA. RefSeq lists its product as uncharacterized. Bases 1 to 3768 code for a protein of 1255 amino acids. The record is from RefSeq and is a predicted model, not a curated record. Gene Ontology annotation, molecular function: phosphopantetheine binding; catalytic activity. Gene Ontology annotation, cellular component: cytoplasm. The transcript has a single exon. NCBI's taxonomy places the organism in Eukaryota, Fungi, Ascomycota, Sordariomycetes, Hypocreales, Cordycipitaceae. Gene Ontology annotation, biological process: secondary metabolite biosynthetic process; amino acid activation for nonribosomal peptide biosynthetic process.
AUGGAGUCGCUGCCGCCUAGACGUAUCGAGAAUGGACAACCACAGCAGACAGUGGUGCUGGAAACCAGCCCCAAUGCCACAUUUUCUUUGCCCACGGCUCUUCAGUUAGCAUGGUCUGCCGUGAUUGGCUGCUACAAUGGAACAAAUACUGCCAGAUUUGACGUUCUUCACGUGGACACCUUGGCUACCGUUGCCAAUCAGGCCCUCGCUGGCAGUGCUGUUGCGGUCAAGCUUUCGCGAAACGACUCUGUGCAGCUCGCACUGCAUAAAAUAUCGCAACUCAAAAGCCAAACUGAAGACGAAAAAUCCGAUACCCUGCUGGUUCUCUUCCCAGGAACAUGCGCAGCCGCAUCAACGCCACCAUCCCAUCGCUAUGCACACUCGCAGUACAAUCUCUAUCUGGAGUGUAAUACGGGCGAGAAGCCAGUGUCUCUACGAGCCGUCUAUGAAAACUCAAAGUGGUCGCCCGCGACGGUUAACUUUAUGCUGCAUCAGGUUCGACAUGCUAUGCAAGUGAUGACGGUCUCGUUGACGGUCCCAGUUUCCGCUUUGCAGGGCAUCAGCGCUGAGGGUCGGCAGAGGCUUAGGGACUGGGACCCUGCUCCGCUGCGGGAGCCACGGCUCGAAACUGUGUGGUCUGCAAUCGAACAUCGCUGCAAGCAACAGCCCCUUCAGAUGGCUAUUGAGUCCUGGGAUGGCCAGGCUACAUAUGCCGAGCUCGAACAACGGGUCUCUGCUGUCGCGGAGAAACUCUCGCAGUUGGGGUUGAAGCCAGACUCAUUUAUAGGCUUGCUGCUGGAAAAAUCAAUGAUGUCUACAAUCGCCAUCCUCGGUGUCAUCAAGGCCGGAUUUGCAUUUGUACUGCUUGAUGCGUCGCAGCCAACUCAACGUCUGAAAGCCAUGUGCACCAUCACAGCUGUGAGGAUGAUUAUUGUCUCACAGAAGCACAUCGAAAAAAGCUCCGAGCUUGGUGUCUCUCGCCACUCUACGGAAGACUUUGCAAUAGUACCUUCGGGUGAUGUAGAGCAUAUUUGUCCGCAACCCAGCAGCCCUUUAUACGCCGGCUUCACCUCGGGAAGCACUGGCGAGCCGAAAGGAUUUGUCAUUCAACACGAUAACUUUAUGAGCGGUCUCGAUGAGUAUUGUAAUGAAGUGAGCCUCAAAGAUAGCUCUCGUGUGUUUCUGUUCGCUUCAUUUUCCUUCGUGGUUAGCAUCACGGGCCAAUUGGCGCCUCUCUCUCGUGGCGCCUGCUUGUGUAUUCCAUCACAACUCCAGCUUGAGAAUCACCUCGCAGGUACAAUACAGAGCUUGAAGGCAAAUUGGGUUGCUACCACUCCUUCUGCGGCCCGCGUCUUGGUCUCUGCAGACGUUACCUCGCUCGAAACAAUGGUCAUGGUAGGAGAGGAAAUGACCUCGUCAGAUUUGGCUAAAUGGAGCCAUCUGAACCUUUACUCGCUCUACGGCCAAUCUGAAAAUUCCAAGGGAACCAUGGUUGCGAGGAAGACAGAAGGCGUUACCGCAUCUAGCAUUGGCAGACCGUACCAUGCCAAUGCCUGGAUCGUGGAUCAGGAAGACCACAAUGUUCUCGUGCCGAUUGGGGCAGAAGGCGAGUUGGUCGUAGAGAGUCCAUGCCUGACCAAAGGAUAUAUCAACAACAGAAGCCAGAAUGAAAUAUCUUUCGUGAAAAAUCCUGAAUGGAGUGAUGGUUUCGGACGACAAGGUGAUGUAUGCAUAUUCAAGACAGGAGAUUUGGUGAGACGCAAUGCAAGCGAUGGCUCAUUUCAGCUUCUUGGGCGAAAGGGCACCAGAAUAAAGAUCAGAGGCCAACGUGUGGAAUUAGGUGAGGUCGAGUAUCAUAUUCGACGACUACUGCCGGUGGCCAGAAACGUCGCCGUGGACAUCGUUUGUACGGCGGAGGACGCGCUCCAGCAGUCACCGAUGCUUGUGGCCUUCAUUCUUAUGAGUACAGAGUUGGGCAUCGACAAAUCCGCGCCUCUGCUAGCCGCGCCAAGGCCGGUAUUCCAGAAGCAGUCAUUGAUGUUGGAUGCGGAGCUGAAAAAGGCCCUUCCGUCGUUCAUGGUCCCAACAGCAUACGUCGAGUUGGCGACAAUGCCAAAAACAAGCACGGGCAAGCUCGAUCGGCGAAGGAUGCGCGAGGCAGCGGCAACUUUGAGUCGCCGGGAACUCAUUGGCUAUUCGACCAUGCGAGCUGCGUACAGGGAGGCGCGUUCCGAGGAAGAAAUUGUUAUACGAGACCUCUGCGAGCAUAUACUUCAGCUUCCAAGAGGCGAGGUUGGCAUGAACGACACAUUCCUUGAUCUUGGAGGAGACUCGCUCAUGGCACGCCACUUCAUUACCGGCGCUAGAUUGAGCGGUCUGUCGAUAACACUGCAAGUGCUUUUUCAACCAGUAACAUUAGCUCAUAUUGCACGGAGUGCCGGGGCCAGGAAGGAGUGCGAAAUACCCUAUGAACCCAGCGGUCCUGAUGGCUUCACAGAGCUGAAAGAAGAGUUUAUAAGUGAUCUUCCCGAAUCCCUCUGCGAGGGUGAAAUUGUAGAUGCUUUUCCCACAUUGGAAACCCAAGCGGCCUAUGCCUCGAGCCGAGUGGUGGAUUGCUUCCCAUUGCACAUUUCUGGGUCUGUCGAUGUGGAGCGACUUCGCCGUGCCUGUCAGAUGGUCACUGAUAGACACGCGAUUCUUCGAACUGUGUUUCACUGUUUUCGCGGAAGUCUAGUUCAAGUUGUCUUGCGUGAGCUAGACCUGCCUUUCGUGGAGCAGAAGUGUGAUGGCUGGGACGCGGCUGUUCACUGGGUGAAAGAGUUUGGAUCACAGGAGCUGAAGAAGCGAUAUGACAUCGGCAAGCCCAUUGUGGGAUUCGUUUUGGUAAGCGUUCCUUUGGAGGCGCGCCACAUUCUCGUCAUGCGAUUGUGCCAUGGGCAGUACGAUGCGCUUUGCUUGCGACCACUCAUCCAGGAUCUGUGGUCUGCGUACCAGGAUGUGCCUCUUUCGGCCAAGACCGAGUUCAAAAAGCAUGCACAAGAUUGCUUUCGACAGCGGAAAUCGCAAGUUUAUGAUGUUUGGCGUGGCGUACUACAAGGUUCCCAGCCACCGUCACUGUUCCCGCGAUUAGAAGUAGUAGAUGAUAUAGCUACACUUUCCCUGACAACGAGACAGCUGCCCACAAUCCGGCCACUUGCCGGAGCGACCGCAGCUAGCAUGGUCAAGGCGGCAUGGUUCGAAGCCCUAUGGCAUGAGACAGGACAUAACGACAUAACUUUUGGGCAGUUUCUUCACGCGUGGUCUGGUAACGAGGGCGUCGUCGGGCCCUGCAUGAACGUGAUUCCUGUGCGUGUGCGUCAGCUGCAGGGACAAACACGACGGCAGACUCUUCAGCGCAUCCAGGCACAACACGCCGAGACUGCGCCGGCCGACGCGCUUGGCUGGAGCGAUAUUGUUUCCAACUGCACAGACUGGCCUGCAGCUACCGAGGUGGAUUCAGUGGUCCUGCAUCAAAACUUUGAUCGCCACAUUGAGAUAGUCAGUGACGGGAUUAUCUGCAGAAAAGAAACGCCGAUUCUGUCGCAGUGGGCCGUGUUCCCGAUGCUGCUGGUGACGCACCCGCGCGAGAGCAGGCUGGAUGCCCUGCUUCUGAUGUCGUCGAGGUAUCGAGGGCUGCGCGACCCUGCCAGCAUGUUGUGUAGAUUUGCGCGGGCACUGGAACUGCUACAGAGUCACCCAGACGAGACAUUGAAGAGCGAAGGAUUAUGA